Messenger RNA from Antechinus flavipes (yellow-footed antechinus), 2213 nucleotides. RefSeq names its product transmembrane protein 232 (gene TMEM232). The transcript has 14 exons. Bases 4 to 2055 code for a protein of 683 amino acids. NCBI's taxonomy places the organism in Eukaryota, Metazoa, Chordata, Mammalia, Dasyuromorphia, Dasyuridae. The record is from RefSeq and is a predicted model, not a curated record.
AAUAUGCCUUAUACCAGGGUGCCUAUUAUAAAUCGAUUUGGAAUUAUUUCAACCUCUUACCAUGAAGAACUUUUGAAACAGAGUGCAAAAAACAUAACCAAAAACAUAAUUGAAAAGCCAAAAAAAGCUUUGUUAAUCACAAAAGAAUUCAUCAAGAAAUUCAAUGACUCAGAAAAUCCAGAAGAUAAGAAGCACUUAGAGGACCAGGCUAGAAAAAUGCUACUUAGAUGCAAGAGAAGAUUAGGACUCAGCAGCCUGGGUAUGGGUAAUCAUGUAGAUCUUCCUGCUGCAUGGAUUGAGGCAAUUUAUUUAGCUCAGUGCAAAGGAGAAAUCCAGGAAGAAGCUUUAAAUAUGCUUUGUACUUCUUUGGAUCAUGCCUCCUUGCACUGCAGUCAUCUGUCAACAUUAUUUUUCAUUGCUGAAUCGGUUUUGUAUAGAAUCUGUUGUGAUGCAUCCCAGAAAUCAUAUUUAUAUUCAAGCGAAAUAAAACUGAUAAAGAUUGGAUUUUUGACCUUUUUACGACUCUUUGUUUAUCACCUGUAUGGUAAUCUGGAAGGCUUUGAACCACACUUACUUAGACUUCAACCAUAUUUAUUUGCACUUUAUUUUUGUGAAGACACCUACAGCAAGUAUCCCAACAUCCUUUCAAUUAUCAGUUUUAUGAAAAAGACCGGUGAAGUCAUUUGCUUUCCAGAAAUAUUUGAAAUGAAUGAGGAUGUAAUUUUUCCUGGCAUGAAGAGGGGAGAAAGUGGAAGAAAAAUUGAAAUUAAAAAUGAGAAAGUUAAAUUUAAGCCUUAUUCAAAAAGACAGGAAGUGAGUCACCUUCUUUGGCAUUGCAUUGUUGUUUGGUCUUGUGUACAGAACCAGACAACUCAGUUAAAUGACGUACUUGAACAUCUCCUCAAACAUAAAAAACAGCUUCAGAAAAAAUUCUGUUUGGAGUCAAUCCUUGGUUUCUUUAUUCUUGGGGAUGCUGCAAAAUUAAACAUGUCCUGCUUGAAGAUUUUCAUGAAUCUUGGAAAAGAAUUUAUUUUGAGUUGUAUGUCUCCUCAGAAGCAGGAAGAAAACAAAGAUGAUGACCCUUCAUGGGAAUGGAUUAUAGCCUAUAUGUAUAUAACUGUUCUUGGAGACAUCUGUCUGCAUGCAAAUACAUCCAGCUUACGGAAAAUUGCUUUCAUAGGCUUUUAUGAACAUGAAAACGCCUCAAAAUUUCUAGAACAGAAGAAUACAAAGUCAAUAGAACCUGUGGGAUUGAAGGAAGCAAAUUUUUUAGACCUUUUAGCAUAUUUCUCUUCACAGAUAUCAGAUAACUGUUGUCAAUUGAUCUGGACUGUUUACUAUGGCUUAAUAUACAAUCUGGUGAAAAUGAUCAGAGAACUCUAUGGAGAUGAGACGCAAGAUGGGCUAAGAAAUGUACUGUGGAGAACCUUACAAAGAAUAAAAAAUGAUGAGAAGGAUAUGCGGAUCUUGAAUGCUUUGGAUGUGGCUGAGGCUGAACUAAAUAGCACUAUAAAUCCUUUCAUUGAUUCAGCUGUAAAAGCUCCAGGGAACAACAUUUUCUUCCAAUAUAUAGGACGUAAAGUUGCCUAUGCACUUUCCAAACUAUUUUUAUCACCUCUUGGUUCAAGUAGUCUUCUUCUAAAGAGAUCUGAAAAGGAGCAAAAGAAGAUGAAGUAUGAAAUACCAAAGGAUUUCCAGAUGGAGAAGAAAGUUAUACGCAUAUUUAUCAGGGAAAGACCUCCAGAAAAAGAACUAGUCCGUCCAUAUCCAGAUAUCAUUACUCGUGCAGAUAUGGCAUUGAAAACUCUUAUUGAUAAGCAGUGGGAGAAGGAGCAGAUCAUCAGACUUCAGGAACAGGAGAAACUUCUGGCACAAAAAAAGAAACAAAAAAGAAAAGAAGAUCUAAGGCGUUAUCAAGCAAUGAUGAAAAGAAGAGAAGAAAAAGUACACAAGACAACUAAACCUUAUGAACUACCUGGACUGGAAUAUUCUGAACCAACGACUAGUGAUAGAGCAUCAACUGAUGCAAAUAAACAAGGGAUAUCUACUGCAUAAGAAAACUUUAUUAUGAUUGACUUGGAGAUGCUUAAAAGUAGUUGUCAAUGUUGUGACUCAAACUUCUUAAAAGUAAUAUUUCAAUCUUUGUUAAUCAAUCAGUUCUUUAGCAAUCACAUCUGAUAUAAAUUUCCAAUUAUAAUUUUUUCAGAAGCUCA